Dovyalis caffra is the source of this 978-nucleotide messenger RNA. Lineage: Eukaryota; Viridiplantae; Streptophyta; Magnoliopsida; Malpighiales; Salicaceae. The record is from the annotation of a GenBank genome assembly.
AUGCUUGGUGUACUUUGCGCACGCCCCAAGCCGAACUGGAUCCUCAACUCUCUCUUCACUCAUUUCAAUCUCAACCACCAGCACAACAGUAACAACCGCCUUUCUCUACCCCUCUCCGAUUCCUCCACCGCGGCUCGCCGCCACCAAUCUAGCUUGUGCAGCGCUGAUUCCGGCGGAGGGGGAGCGGCGGCGAUAUGGCACGUGAUCCAGCCCGCGGACUGGCGGAGGAGGAGAGAGAGGAGGAGUGUGAGAGGGGAGGGGUCGUGGAACGUGGCGUGGGAUGGGAGACCGGCGAGGUGGCUCCACCGGCCUGAUUCGGCUUGGUUGUUGUUCGGCGUUUGUGCUUGCCUUGCUCCGGCGUUUGAGGUUUUGAAUGAUGUGAAUAUCGAGGAAGGUGGAAAUUUUGUUGUUGAUGUUGAUCAUCAGGAGAAGGAGAGAAUUGACGGUGGUGAUUUGAUUGCGAAUGCAGUGAAUUCUGAUGACGUGAAACAGGAUAGCAGUGACUCUGCUGCUGGUUCUGAUUAUAAAGUUACAGGGGUGCUGGCGGAUGGGCGAUGUCUAUUUAGAGCAAUAGCUCAUAUGGCAUGUUUGAGAAAUGGAGAAGAAGCUCCUGAUGAAAAUCGCCAAAGAGAACUUGCUGAUGAAUUAAGAGCUCAAGUUGUUGAUGAGCUUUUAAAGAGGCGGGAAGAAACUGAAUGGUUUAUUGAAGGAGAUUUCGAUGCAUAUGUCAAGAGAAUUCAACAACCUUAUGUAUGGGGUGGGGAACCGGAGUUGUUAAUGGCUUCUUAUGUUUUAAAGACAAUGAUAUCAGUGUUCAUGAGAGACAGGACAACGGGUAAUUUGGCUAACAUAGCAAAUUACGGUGAAGAGUACCGGAAAGAUGAAGUCAUUCCUAUUAAUGUGCUGUUUCAUGGAUAUGGUCACUAUGACAUCCUGGAGACAACCCCGGGUCAGAGUUACCAGAAAGUGGACAUGUAG